Ceraceosorus bombacis is the source of this 546-nucleotide messenger RNA. NCBI's taxonomy places the organism in Eukaryota, Fungi, Basidiomycota, Exobasidiomycetes, Ceraceosorales, Ceraceosoraceae. The record is from the annotation of a GenBank genome assembly.
AUGGUCAACCCAACUACUCCGACCAAACGCAAAGCUUGCAAGAGUGACGCCGAGCGCAGCUCCGAGCAGGCUUCUGCGCCCGAUACACCCUCCAAGAAAGCCAAGAAAGAUUGGACAGCCGGUGAGUGUGAAGUGAGCAGUUUGCGCUGGCCCCUCGGGCGUGGCUGGGAUCCGCUCGGCUUGACCUCCCUCAUGCAGUGACGCUUGCUGACCUUCAUUACCGCCAUCCCGCUGCGCCGACUUGCCCUGGCCCUGCAAAAGAGGAAGAAGCGGCUCUGAUGAAGGCCGUCUUUGACUUGGCAUUGGACAGCAUUCCUCACCUGCACAGCGCCAGCGGGUUGCGCGAGACCAGGACCAAUCCAUCCGUGAGUCAGUCGGACGCGUACACGUACGCGUAGAAGCGCAUGUCAUUAUGCUCGUGCUGACACGGACGACUGACUCUUCAUUGUGCUCCGUCUGCUUCUUGCAUGGUCGAUCGCACUCCACACGCAUCAGAUCAAUAGCAAGCUUCGAACGCUUCGUGCAAAGUACGAGAAGCGCAACUGA